Vicia villosa (hairy vetch) is the source of this 1255-nucleotide messenger RNA. RefSeq names its product WAT1-related protein At1g25270-like. The transcript has 7 exons. Gene Ontology annotation, molecular function: transmembrane transporter activity. Gene Ontology annotation, cellular component: plasma membrane. NCBI's taxonomy places the organism in Eukaryota, Viridiplantae, Streptophyta, Magnoliopsida, Fabales, Fabaceae. The record is from RefSeq and is a predicted model, not a curated record. The coding region runs from base 35 to 1195 and encodes 386 amino acids.
CCUAAAACACAGCAAUAUUAAUAAUAUAGUGAACAUGAAGGACAUAAGAAGUAUAUUGCAUGGGUUGAAACCAGAUUUUCUAAUGGUGUUAGUACAGAUUGCAUAUGCUAUGCUAACUAUAUUAUACAAGCUCACACUAAAUGAUGGAAUGAGCAUGAGAGUAGCCGCAGCAUAUCGCCUCAUUUGUGCAUCUGCUUUCACUAUCCCAGUUGCUCUUAUCUUUGAUAGGAAGAAGAGAGCAAAGAUUACUUGGAGUGUGCUUUCGAAAACAUUUCUAUGUGGAUUGUUUGGGGGAAGUUUGUAUCAAAACCUUUACCUCGAGGCUCUUGGUUUGACGACAGCAACAUUUAUGAUGGUAGUCUUCAACCUACUACCGGCCAUUACCUUCAUCAUAGCUGUAUGCUUCGGAAUGGAUAAACUCAACUUGAGGGUAGUAGAAGGAAAGGCGAAAGUGAUAGGAACUAUAAUGGGAAUGAGUGGUGCAAUGUUGAUUAUAUUUUUCAAAGGUGCAGAAAUUCAUAUUUGGUCUUCCAAUAUCAAUCUUUUGCAUCCACAUCACAAUACAAAUGAGCAAAUGGAAUCUAAACAUGAAGACCUUGGUAAAAAAUUGUUGGGUGUUACAAUUGCACUAGCAAGCACCAUCUCUUUCUCUAUGUGGCUUAUCAUUCAGGCUAAGUUGAAUGAGGAAUACCCUUGUCAUCACUCAUGUGCUGCUUUAAAUGCCACAAUGGGAGCUAUUCAAGCAACUGUUAUUGCUCUAUGCGUUGAAAGGGACUGGAACCAAUGGAAGCUAGAAAACAACCUCAGGAUUCUUGCCGUUCUUUAUCCGGGAAUUGUGAUCUCAGGAUUAGCAGUUAUCAUUACUUCCUGGUGCAUAAAGAUGAGGGGACCUCUAUUUGCGUCUAAUUUCAAUCCUCUACAACUCUUAAUUGUAGCUAUAACUGCUUAUUUCAUGUUGGAUGAAAAACUAUAUUUGGGAAGCUUGCUUGGAGCAAUUGUGAUUGUGUGCAGUCUCUAUGCGGUACUUUGGGGUCAAAGCAAAGAAAUGAAAAAUAAAAAGAAGAUAUUAGAAAUUACAAGAAUGUCUGAAAAUGAUGAGCCUACUGUUAUUUCCAUGCCUGUUCCACAUGACAGAGUCAUCCAAAGCUACCAGAGUUCCCCCAUUACAAAAGAGAAUAUUGUUAAUGAUAAAUAAAAGUUUUCUAUAUUGGAGCUUUGAAUUUUUAUAUAUUUAAUUAAUAGAUGAUUUGAAAUA